Amoebophrya sp. A25 is the source of this 3046-nucleotide messenger RNA. The record is from the annotation of a GenBank genome assembly. Lineage: Eukaryota; Dinophyceae; Syndiniales; Amoebophryaceae.
CUAGAUUUUUGAAAAAAUAUUGGUGUUUUCGAAAAGAGUUUAAAUGGCACAAUGAAUAAGACCUCGACGGAGAUUUCCAAGCUCCUCUAGUACCAAGGCGAGCGCGCUUUCGCUUUAGCCAGAUUCAUUGUUGAACAAACAGUCAACAAACUACUAGUUUUUACGAAAAGCCUCGUCAAGUAAAUACCGGUGUGAAUAUCAGCAAGGAGCUUCAGCAUCGACUUUUAAAGAUAUGAUCGAGAAAGAGGUAAUUCAAAAGAUGCCGAAGUGGGCCAGAGGCUGAGUCUGACAAGAUCAGGACACUAACAGACACCCUGGUGCUGGCUGCUUCGGCUGUGCUGCAAUGAUUGCAGAAAACGAAUAUCGCACAAGAAAGAAAACCUUGCUACGCACUAGCAUUUCAUCCAGUGUCGCGCCGUAUUCAGUGAGCAAGAGCUGAGCCGCCUUCUGCAACGUCCGCCUCGUAAGUAGUUUCUUCAACAUUCCGGAACCCGUUUUCGAUUUGGCUCGGGGUCACAAGAUUUUUGAACCUGCUCCAGGAAAAGGCUCAGCACCACGCUGUAAGGCGCCGUCAUCGAAGCGCAACAAUCCGAACUCGAGUAGUUCAAGAACUUCUUGCGACGUCCAUUCAUAAGUACAAGAACUUGGGUACUACUACUACCACCACGAGCGGGUUAGAAGUUCUUGCAGAAAGAAGAUGGAAAUUCUCGUUUUUCUUUUGGGUAACCUCUGCUGCUCAGCAGCUGGAGCCUUGUUACUCUAUCAAGUUUUGGGCCAAGGUAUGGAUGCCUCAAGAGAUUUACACAUAUCAGCAGACCUACAGUACAUGCUGUGCCUCGGGAGUAUAGCGCGGGUCUACUGGUCGCUAUCUCCGCCAGAGAUAUGGUAUAUGAAAGUCAUCUUUGUGAUUUCAUGAUUGAAGAUGAUAGUGAGGCUGAUACUGAAGGUUGAAAAAUUCAAUUUGAUGGUGCGACAGAAGAGGCAGUCGCGAAAUACGAAAAUACAGGAAUAGAUAUGUGAAUAGAUGCUGACUCAUGAUGUAUGAAGAACGAGAUUUUUCAUUUUUGCAGAGUAGAGAUGAUCCCCUCCUGAUGUGCGUUGCUCAGGUCAGAGGAGCCGUAUUUGACCCAGUGGACGUGCGUCAUUGAUUUGACAGCAGGGGCGCUCGUUUGGACCAUGUGUGCAGUACUUUCCAUUCCCCAGGUUGACGCGUGGUUAGCGACUAUUCGACAGCAGCGAAGAAAAAAGAUGGACGACGAUUUUAGUAAGCAAUUCCUUACUUUCUAAUUGCUACUGAUAGUGUUUGUUUCGAUUCGGGACUCGUGAAAUUAUGUAUCAGUCUACUUAUUUACAAGUGGGACCACCCGUGAAAUUAUGUUCCACGACUUGGAUCAUGAUCAAUCUUUGAUGUCGUACACCAUGCUUAGAGAAGAAUGAAUGAACUUGUACCAGUCAUUCCCGCUACACUUUCAGCUUCUUUAUUUGAUAAAUCACUAGUGACGUGCGGCCUUCAUGUGGUGGAUGCGUAGCCUAUACCUUAAGCACUUUAAUUAUCUCGUAUGAGCGUGUGGGCCCUUAACUACUUUGCUGCUCCGAUACGUUCCGGUGUAAAAAAAAACUGGAGAGCAUUGUAGACGUUUCCGGUUCGAGAUGAUUAAUCAGACUAGAUCGGUAGUUGAUAGCUGUCUUACCUGUGUCAUCGGUUUCGAUUUUGUGACAUCUCAAAUUUUUACCAUACUGUUGCUUAACAAAUCAUUAGUUGCACGACCCAAGUACACCUUUUCUUCUUCCAAAUCCAUUCAACAGUAUUGGAUGAGCACACGCUAGUAAAGAAGCCGGAGAAGAUGAAUCCACUUUAUCACAAUUGGGCUUUCCUGACUGCUGGGUGCGCGGUCGGAGCAUAUCUUGCGACGCAUCUUUUACCAUCUCUAGCUGUCGAGGGCGCUUGGCCAUUAGUGGACUGGGCAGUACUUCAAUAUAGCCGCUUUGAGCUUUUCAUGAAAGGUGGUUGUGCGUUUUCCCUCGAUGAUUUCGUGUACCUUCCUUACGCAAUCUAUCAUGUUUCCUGGACUGUAAGAAUGUUGGUUAACACUCAAGAUUUUCAUUCUCUCACAUUCUUUCAGGUGGUCUUUAAUAUGCUUGUCGACGGUCUCGCAAUGGUACCACAGUGUGCCCUCAUAGCGAGUCGACAGGACAAGACGCCGCAGUUUUGUUCGCAUUUUGUAGGACUGCUAUGCACAGGUAUAAUAAUGAAAUUGAAAUUGUGUUUUUAUAUAUGCCUAUGCUUAGUGCUUCUACUUUUCGGAAAUCGACAUCAACGAACUCCUUACGAAAAAGUUCAACGUGACUAGGAUACUCCUUGAAAAAAGUAAAGGCUGACUCUGCCUGUCAAGUCGGAACGUCCACGCCCAUUUCAUUUCAAAUCCAGCACGCGUCUUGCGAAUGCUUUUCUGGGUUUGGCUCGUAUUGCACCCACAGUCUGGACACGCGUUAUGGACCUUCGUGAUUCCAGAUUUGGUCCAUACUAUAGCAUUGGCAGAUUUCCUCUGCAUGUUCCUGCGCAAAAUUAAGGACGAUUCUGUUGACAUCUACAACUCCUUCACAAGUCCCGUCGUGCAGGUGUAGGAGAAUUCCGCGCGAGACGAUUCUUCAACCACAACUACUUGUAAUGUUAUUCACACUCUAGUAUUAUUUUUGCGAUGAUUUUGGGGAUUCAGUCUGAUGUAAAUCAAUACUUAUUCUGCUGGGGGUGGCUGUAUUCUGUUUCUUGGUGGACGGCCGAAAGAACAAGAACGGGACUUCACCGAGAUUGUGGCCGUUUCCUGACAGGGCUGCUGCAAAAGACUCCUUCUGUACAUAAUGAACUCUCUUCUCUAGGAAAGCGCAUAGUUUUUUUAGCUUUACCAACCGUUCCUCCCAACCCACCCUUAUUAGAUUUCUGAUAAUGCACAACUUUCUCCGAACAGCGGUCCCCUCAUCUUGUUGUUUCCUAGAAAACACGAGUUCCUUCGCUCGAUUGGAGAUGCCUCGUCACGCCGAAUUGCGC